CAAAAGGCCCAACGCCCAAAAGGCCCGCUCCAGCUGCCGGACAGGGGCCAGGGCAUCACCAGAGCCGCUGUUUGGCUCUCGUUGAAGCCGCCGGGCCCUUGUCUGCUGGCCGGAUAAUCGGCAUGCCGCUGACCGUGGUCGUGGGAUUCUCGAAAAAGGGACCUGCACGAGUAAUUGUCAGUCGCAGUCGGCCGGAGCAAAAGAGGCAGCGGAACCGGCCGGACAGGCGGCUGUGGUUGUUAGGAAAGAAGUUGUUUCAGCGUCUGGAGCACGUGAUGGUUGCGAUAAGGACGAGUUCCUUCCAUGUAUAACGCAGCAUACUACCACCACCAUCUCGACGGAAAAUAAAUGCCGUGGCGCUGUAUCCAAGCCGACAGCCGGGUCCGUCACACGCAUCGCAUCGCAUCGCAUCGCCAAGAACCAGCUGCCAAACAGCUUUGGAUGCCGGCAGUCAAGCAACAAUGACACUGGCAGGUCUUGGCCUACAUGAUAGAGCAGGACUCGCACAAGGCACAGGCUCAGCAAUGGCACUCCAGCGUCGCACGCUCACAGCGUUUACAGCCCGUCCAGCCAAUCUGCGUCCGUGUUGGCGCCCUCCCUCGUGUCUUUUUUUCUCCCUCCUCCCCUGGUCCUUGACCCCUGUCCGUGGCCAGGAAUCGACGCCACUCGGAGACCAUGACGGCUCUGGAAGGUGGCUCACG
Trichoderma citrinoviride is the source of this 701-nucleotide messenger RNA. RefSeq lists its product as hypothetical. The annotation marks the transcript as partial. The transcript has 3 exons. The record is from RefSeq and is a predicted model, not a curated record. Lineage: Eukaryota; Fungi; Ascomycota; Sordariomycetes; Hypocreales; Hypocreaceae.